Molecule: messenger RNA, 4146 nt
Organism: Leucoraja erinaceus (little skate)
Lineage: Eukaryota; Metazoa; Chordata; Chondrichthyes; Rajiformes; Rajidae
Gene: itga9
Product: integrin, alpha 9
Exons: 28
Coding region: 210-3302 (1030 amino acids)
Biological process (GO): cell-matrix adhesion; integrin-mediated signaling pathway; cell-cell adhesion
Cellular component (GO): external side of plasma membrane; integrin complex
Molecular function (GO): integrin binding
Source: RefSeq, a predicted model, not a curated record
CAGCCCACUCCCAGUCAGUCGAAGAUUAGGGAGUGCGGGGCUCUCAACAGACCAGUUUGUGCGAGUGGACCCGAGACGGAGAUCAGCUGCUUUGCCAGCUAACCAUAUUUUUACGGCACCUUCAGGAUUUAUUCGUAUGUGGUUAGAGAGUUGACUAUCCUCCGCUUAAGGGAACUUGUAUAUAAUUUGCUUCUGGCGAAGUUGGGGGAAUGGAUAGGCUGCUUGGAGAAGAUAUGAAGUUGUUGAAACUCUGUGUGCCUUUUAUCUGGUUUGGUUUGGUGCACACAUACAACAUUGAUCUGGAUCACCCAGUCGUUUUCCGAGGAACUAGUGGGACUUUCUUUGGCUUUUCGGUACUGGAGCAUUUCCACGACAACACACGGUGGGUACUGGUUGGGGCCCCCCAGGCCAACUCUACCUAUAGUUCAUCCGUGCUGUCCCCGGGAGCCGUGUAUAAGUGUCGAAUCCACAGUAAUCCCGACAAGAGGUGUACAGAAUUGGACCUAGGUCGAGGUAAUUGGCAGGGAAAGAGUUGUGGUAAAACCUGCAAAGAGAACAGAGACAAUGAGUGGAUGGGAGUGAGUCUGUCCCGACAGGAAGGAGGCAACGGCAGUAUUCUGGCAUGCGCACAUCGUUGGAAGAACAUCCACUAUGAAACUGAGCACAUCCUGCCUCAUGGUGCCUGCUACAUCGUCCCACCUAAUUUAUCCCGAAACACUAAAGAAUUGCUCCCCUGCUACCAAGAAUACAAGAAGAAAUAUGGAGAGGAACAUGGCUCAUGCCAAGCUGGGAUUGCAGGCUACUUCACUGAGGACCUGAUUGUAAUGGGAGCACCAGGAUCAUAUUACUGGACUGGCACCGUGAAAGUUUACAGUUUAAAAGAUGGGAAAUAUUAUCAUUAUGAGGAUUCGGUUAUUGGGUCCCGCCAUUACCGUUACCUGGGAUAUGCAGUGGCUACAGGCCACUUCACCCAGCGCAGUUCUUUGGAGAUCGUAGGAGGAGCUCCACAAGAUGGAGGCAUUGGAAAGGUUUACAUAUUUAAGAUUGACAUAGAUAAGCUCUCAACAAUUUCAACUAUUCCUGGAAAAGAGGUGGGUUCCUACUUUGGCUCAUCACUGUGCUCGGUUGAUUUGAACUCUGAUGGAUACUCAGAUCUUCUAGUUGGAGCCCCCAUGUUCACACAGAUAAGAGAUGAGGGACAAGUAACUGUUUUCAUCAACAGAGGCAAUGCAGCACUGGAAGAACAACAGCUUUUGAAUGGAGAUGGCAUUUAUAAUGCUCACUUUGGUCAGUGUAUUGGCUCUCUUGGCGAUAUUGAUGACGAUGGAUUUCCAGAUGUUGCAAUUGGAGCACCUAAUGAGAAUGAUUUUCGAGGAGCCGUCUACAUUUAUCACGGAGAUCCCAAUGGAUUAGUCUCCAGAUAUUCAAUGAAACUGCUGGCACAGAACAUUGAUCCAGAAUUGCGCAUGUUUGGCCAUUCCAUAUCAGGAGGAGUGGACAUGGAUGGAAAUGGCUACAAAGAUGUAACAAUUGGCGCCUUCAUGUCAGAUAGCGUGGUUCUGCUUCGAGCUCGUCCAGUUAUUACAGUGCAGAUUGCUAUUCUGCUUCCUGAAUCCAUUAACAUCACAGCUCCACAGUGCCAUGAUGGCUAUCAGCCUGUCAACUGUUUCAAUGUUACGACUUGUUUCCGCUUUCAUGGCAAGCAGGUCCCAGGUGAAAUAGAAUUGGCUUACAAUCUGACAGCGGAUGCCGUAAAGAAACAGAAAGGUCUGCAAACCAGAGUUUACAUCCAGGCAAGUGAUCCAGUCAGCCAGGUCAUGGAGAACAUCAAGCUGUCCUCCAACAAGGAGAGUUGCAAGCAUUACUUCGUCAUUGUCAAGCGGGAGGUGAAGGAUGUGAUUGCACCAAUUGUCUUUGAAGUAACCUACAGCUUGGGCAAGCAUAUAAUUGGUGACCAGUCUGUGAGAGAGCUUCCAGCAUUAAAACCAAUCUUGCGUUGGAAGAAAGGUCAUAAACUGGCUCAGCGAAACCAGACUGUUUUUGAAAGAAAUUGUAUAUCAGAUGACUGUGCUGCUGAUCUGCAACUUCAGGGCAGACUGUUCCUGUCCAGCUUUGAUGGCCACAAGUCUUUUCUAGCACUGGGGGCUGUGAAGAACAUCUCGGUGAAUGUGACCAUUUUAAAUGCUGGAGAUGAUGCAUAUGACACCAACGUUUACUUCAACUUUUCGCAAGAGAUCUUCUUCAUCAAAAUGUGGCAGAAGGAAGAAAAAGGCACUAAUUGUGAGCUGAUGGAGACAGACUUCCUGAAAUGCAGCGUGGGAUUUCCUUUCAUGAGAUGGCAGUCCAAGUAUGAAUUCAGCAUGAUUUUUGACACAAGUCACCUUUUCGGGGAACAGGAGAAUUUGGAGUUCAUAGUCACAACACAAAGUGGGAAUGUGGAGCAUAAUGAAACACUGCAUGACAACACACUCAUUCUCACAAUGCCGCUGAAACAUGAAGUGGACACCGCUGUUACAGGGUCUAUUUCUCCAGCCUCCUUUAUUUAUGGUGAUUCAGUGGAUGCAUCAAAAUUUAUUCAACUGGAAGAAAUGCCCUGUCUGUUUCAACCACUCAACUUGACAUUUCAGGUUAUAAAUAUGGGCCCAAGCAGUGCACCUGGACUGGCUGUCCAAAUUAUGAUUCCUAGCAAGCUUUUCACAAAUGGAGCAGACAUCUUUCUUAUCCAGGGAGCUGUGGUCAGCCAGGAGGGAGGCAAUUGUACUCACCACCAGAACCUUGAUCCUUGCUUCAUACCUCAGGACAAAGAGAACAUCUUCCAUACAAUCUUCGCUUUCUUCACCAAGUCUGGCAGGAAAGUGUUGGAUUGUGAUAGACCUGGCCGACCCUGCUCGAUCAUCAACUGUGAAUUAAACUACAUAGCAAAGGAAGAAACCAGAAACAUUGAUGUGUACUUGCUGCUGAAUACGGAGAUACUGAAAAAGGACAGUGCAUCUGUUAUUCAGUUUGUUACCAGAGCAAAAGCGAUGGUCGCUGAAGACAGAAGAACAGUGGAGAUAGCAGGCGGACUUUCUGAAGAUGCAACAGUGGUGUUUGAAGCCUUGCAUAAUCUGGAACCUCGUGGUUACGUUGUUGGAUGGAUCAUUGCCAUUAGCCUUUUUGUGGGAAUCCUCAUUUUCCUGUUGCUUGCAGUCUUGCUUUGGAAGAUGGGCUUCUUUCGUCGGAGGUACAAAGAAAUCAUUGAAGCUGAGAAGAACAGGAAGGACAGCGAGGAAAGUUGGGACUGGGUCCAAAAGGACCAGUGAGCACCUGAUAACUAAAGCAUGUGACAUGCAGCAGACAAUUCAUUGAUCCUUCUCCUGAGUCUUCCAUAUGUGGAAGAAGGGAUCCUUCUCCGGAUUUUUUGGAGAAUUGAUAAUUGAAUAUUUGUUUAAUUCAACAGCUGGAAGCAUUCCCGAGGCUGACACUGCAAGCAGAAGAUAUGUUGUGUGGUGCUUAGGCUUCCUUUAAAACCCAUCGAUGAAUUAAGAAAAAAAUGUGCUGUUGGGUCUAGAAAUGAAAGAGAUUACAAUUUACAACAAUACAGCCCUCAGGGGAUAAAUUCUCUUUGUGUGUUCUGUAAAGAGGAGCAAAUAUUUUUAUAAGAGAAAAACUUGUCUGUCCAAAUGUUUAUUCCUUUUAUAUUUUUAUCCAAAUGUUUUUAUCCAAAUGUAAUUUACUCAUAUUAAUUUCUAUAUCACACUCACUGCACUGAUGUCUUGCUCAGAGCCUGAGUGACGACAAGUUAAUGAAGAAGCUAUUUUGCCAAAAGCUCUUUGCAGUAAGGUCAAAUCUUGAUGAUGAAAAUUGCGACCACUUGUAGAGUUAUCUACCACUUUCAGUACUGUAUAUUCUUUGCACUUCGUCUCAAGCUAUUUUCAUUAUCUGCUGUCUGAAACAUCUUGUGACAUUGUACAAUAUAAAGAUACUAUUUUCAAUCUAUUAAGGAGGAUGGGAGAUAGCAGAGGAACUACUAUUGGGCUUCGUGCUCCAGAGUUAGAUCGGAGAACAUGAUUUCUGUGUCAGGCCUUUAUUCAGAGACUCCUCCCCUGAUCAACUGAAAAUGUGCCAUGUGUGGAUGUGUUAGAAUAAAGCAUGCCUAUAAUUCUC